Messenger RNA from Entrophospora sp. SA101, 1161 nucleotides. NCBI's taxonomy places the organism in Eukaryota, Fungi, Glomeromycota, Glomeromycetes, Entrophosporales, Entrophosporaceae. The record is from the annotation of a GenBank genome assembly.
AUGUUUAAACGUAAAUCUAAUUCACCACCACCUCCAAAACCUUUAACCUUUAACAAAAUGUUACAAGAUUUGAAACAAUUACAACUUUACCAAGAACAACAAUUAAGUUCGACUACUACAAAAGAUGAAAAUUAUGUUGAUGACAUUUUGGAUUUAAUUGACGAAUUAGAGAUUAAUCCACCACCAACAAUAUCUUCAUUACUAAGUCAACUCAAUUCGCUGUAUUCUUCAGCAAUGGCAAAUACAACAGAAGAAAAAGAAACAGCAAUUGAAUCAACAUAUGAUUUAUGUACAAAUUUCAUAAAUAUAAAUGAUUAUUUGAAUAGUUCUAGACCUCAAUUAGAUAGUUUGGGAUUAGAAAUUGAAUCAAUCAGAAAGGAAGUAACUGAGAUGAUUGACAUAUUAAACAAUGUUGUAGAAGAUCAGGAUGAUGUUGAUAAAGAUGUGGUAGAAGACGUUGAUGAUGAUGAUAUUGUUGGUGGUGGUGGUGGUGGAUAUAAUCAAAGGUUGAAGGGAGAGAAAGAAAAUUUGAAGAAAAAGAAGGCGGAGGAAGAUAAAGAAAAUAUUAGAGACGGUGAUGAUGAUGAUAAUGAUGACGAUGAUGAGGGAGGAUGGAAAACCGAUUGCAGAGCUGUGGGUAUAACUGUUAAAGUUGAAGGAGAAGAGUAUCUCGAUGUUAAACCAGCAAUUUUUAUUUGUAAUCAUCAGGCAACUGCUGAUCUCUUGGUUUUGGGAAAAGUUUUUCCAAAAAAUUGUACAGUUAUCGGCAAAUCAUCCUUAAAAUAUGUUCCUUUUCUAAACUUGUACAUGAAACUUGGUCAAGGAAUAUUUCUUGAUCGUAAAAAUCAUCAAAAUGCAACAAGCGUUUUUAUUUUUCCUGAAGGUACACGCGCUCGUUUACAAGAAGCUGAUUUACUACCAUUUAAAAAGGGUGCAUUUCAUAUGGCCGUAAGAGCCAAAAUUCCAAUUGUUCCAAUUGUUGUUGGAAAUUAUAGUCAUCUUUAUGAUUCAAAAAGAAGAUUAUUUAAAAGUGGCGAAUUUCGAGUCAGAGUUUUACCACCAAUUGAUACAUCAAAUAUGAAUGAGGAUGAUAGAGAUGAAAUUAAUAAUCUUACAAAUCUUACGCGUGAAGAGAUGUUAAGAACAUUAAAAGAUAUAUAA